Equus caballus (horse) is the source of this 11962-nucleotide messenger RNA. It is a transcript of the gene ALKBH3, whose product is annotated as alkB homolog 3, alpha-ketoglutarate dependent dioxygenase. Gene Ontology annotation, cellular component: nucleus. The record is from RefSeq and is a predicted model, not a curated record. Gene Ontology annotation, biological process: DNA alkylation repair; DNA repair. NCBI's taxonomy places the organism in Eukaryota, Metazoa, Chordata, Mammalia, Perissodactyla, Equidae. Gene Ontology annotation, molecular function: dioxygenase activity.
GAGUCGGUGCCCCACUGUUAAGGUUCCCCGGACCGCGGGCGGCGGAGCAGCUCCCGGGCUGUGGGGUCCGCCCAGGGCCGAGUAGGUUUGAACCUGGGCGCCCGGCUUAUCGCGGGGCCGGGACAGUGGGGACCGCCCCUGAGAUCCCUUCUCUGGAGGCCUGCGGCACGUCAUCCCGGGCCUCCUAGAGGAGGGUCUAAAACAGGGAAAGCGGCCACCCCGUGAGGAGGGGACCAGGCUCUUUGCCUGCGAGGAUCGCCUGGCUGCCUUUCAGCCGCGAGAGAGGUGUCGGCUCCCCUGAGUGCAGAGGAAGAAACUGAGGCCGAGAAAGUGCUUGUUACAGAGACAGACAGCUGUGUCCAUCCUCAGUCAGGUCUUCGGAGACCAGCCGUGGGUGAUUCUUAGAAGCUUCCAGAGAAGUUUGAUGGCAGCCAGUGAUAAUGGAAUACGGAAAUGUGCUUGAAAACUGAGUUUAGCCUAUUUCUCAGUCCAUGUAGAUACCAUUGUGUGGUUUGAAUCGGGAACGAAGCCUUCUCAGAGCUAAGAGCAGAAGCCUUUUUGGUCAACAUGGAGGACAAAAGGCGGCGAGCCCGCGUGCAGGGAGCUUGGGCCGGCCCUGCUAGGAGCCAGGCCACGGCUCAGCCAGCUCCCGCUGCUCAGAGCCGUCUCCACCAGAGGCCUGGCCAGACCUGGAUGAACAAGGAGCACCAUCCAUCGGACAGACGGUUUGUGUUCAGAGAACCCCAGGAGGUGGUACGCAGAGCCCCAGAGCCACGAGUGAUCGACAAAGAGGGUGUGUAUGAAAUCAGCCUGUCACCCACAGGCGUAUCCAGGGUGCGUUUGUAUCCUGGCUUUGUUGACUUGAAAGAAGCCGACUGCGUGUUGGAGCAGCUUUGCCGGGAGGUUCCCUGGAAGCAGAGGACCGGCAUCAGAGAGAAUGUAACUUACCAGCAACCGAGACUUACAGCAUGGUAUGGAGAACUUCCUUACACUUAUUCAAGGAUCACUAUGGAACCAAAUCCUCACUGGCAUCCUGUGCUUCUCACACUGAAGAGCCAAAUUGAAGAGAACACUGGUCACACUUUCAACUCACUGCUCUGCAAUCUUUACCGAAAUGAGAAGGACAGUGUGGACUGGCAUAGUGAUGACGAACCCUCGCUGGGGAGGUGCCCCGUCAUUGCUUCACUCAGUUUUGGGGCCACACGCAUCUUUGAGAUGAGAAAGAAGCCCCCACCAGAGGAGAACGGAGACUACACGUAUGUGGAGAGAGUGAAGAUCCCCUUGGAUCAUGGGACCCUGUUGAUCAUGGAAGGAGCCACCCAAGCUGACUGGCAGGCUCCCCCAGUGCCCGCACCUCUGUCGCAGCCGCCGAGGGAAGGCCCAGAGGCUUUUGGGAGGAGGGCCGGAAUGAAAAUUGUGCGCGAGUGAGGCUGAUCACAUUAAGAUCCAGCUGCACUCAAGCGUCUCCUGGGAAGUUCUGUAGACCAAGCUGAGGGAGCUCCCAGAUGCCAAAGUGGCCUCACGUCAAGGCUGACCUCGCUCUCGGCAGCCUCACCACAUGCUCCCCAGGUAAUUGGUCCCCUAAUGCACCAUCCCUGGCCUGCUGCACCGCCUCUUCCCCCUCCAGUCAGUUCUUGACGUCUCCCCGCCAGGCGAGCGGGUCGUUGCUGGGCUCACACGCAUCCUCGCCAGUCACGUUGCUUCCUUGUCCUUGCAGACCAUUUCUAAACUGUCCAGUACGCUCUGGCCUGGAAGAUUAGACGAGAUUACCAGGCUGGAAUUCUGUCCAAGACCAGGGCUUUUAUAUGCAGAGAUUAGGUACUAGAUGCGGUAGGGCACAUAUAAAAGGGAGACACCGCCCUUCUCUUACAGAUAGCAGUAAGCCAGCGUGGCUUUUAUUUUCUUUCCUCAAAUUGGUUUUUAUUCCUAACGACAAAAGGAGGAUGUGUUCUUUGCAAGAAAUUAAAAAGAAAGAUAAAAAGAAAAAAGAAAGUCAUUUGUAACUUUACAACCAGAGAUGACAACUCUUUGCAUUUUGCCAUGUAUUUUUUUCUAUACUUAAAAAAAAGAAGUAACUUCAUCCUGAACUCAUCAUCAGCCUUCUCCCACUUCCGUACAUUGCUGGGUGACAUUAAUUAUUGUUCCCUGACGUGGUUGUGAGCGGUGCAUAGUAUUGUGUGUAGUUGUAUCCUUUUGUAACGAGUCCCCUUGUGUGGAUCUUUAGAGCAGUGUUGGUGUUGGGCUUGUUUUGCUCUUAGUAUGUGUUCUGUUGAUUCUGGAAAUCGGAUCGGAUGGUGGGAUGCAGGCGGGCGGUGCAGCUCAGAGCCCAGAACUGGGCCUCCUCCAGACCUCAGUUCAGAGAAAUAAAAAGAACAGGUAACGUUUUAUAGAGCCUGAGUAGGGGGCAGGCCCUGUGUAAGUGUUUUGUGAUAUUAACUCGUGAUUUAUCAGUCGUCACAGGAGCCUGUGGACGAGGCACUAUUUUCAAGCCCAUUUUACAAUUGAAAAACAGAUGCACAGCCCCUCCGCCUGUGCAGCCAUGCCGUGGCUAACCUCUGUGCACAUCUAUGACUGUUUCCUCGAGUGAAUGCCUAGAAGUGGGGUCUAUGGCCCAGACUCUGAAGGCUAUGCAUGAUUUUAAGGCUUUCAAUACAUCGUGGAAAUGGCUUUCCAGAAGGGUUGUGCCAACCUGUCCUCCUACCAGCGGCAUCUGAGCAGAUGUAAGAAAUGCACACGGUGCUUCGAGCAGCCGUCAUAGGCCAGGCCCCUCGCUCAGUCUUCUCUGAAGCUUCUCAUCCUGAGGGAGAACCUGUCCCGCACCCUGCAGGGUGAGCAGACACUCAGAACGUCUCAGCCAGUAUAGCAUCGUGUUCUAUUUUGUGUAAUUUGUUGAGAAAACAAGACACACACUUGAAGAACCUCAGUCACAAGGUGAACGGGAGACAGGGGUCCUGACAAUGAGUGUGACUGGAGUUGGAGGAACAUGAGGUGUGAUUGGGGGUGGUGGUCAGGGAAGGCUGCAUGGUGGAGGAGGCACCUGGAGAAGGGGGAAGAGGGCCCUGCAGUGACAGCCCAAAGGCUCGUGAGCAGUGCGUGUCCUGGGUGUCUGUGUCCAGGGCUUGUGGAGGGAAUGCUGAGCUGGAGGAGAGGCGGUGAGAGAGGAAGAGGGGCCCAGAUCGGGGCCGGGGGCCGCCUCAGGCAGAGGGCUCUGGUGGGGGAGCCACCGAGGGCUGGGACGGUGAUUUUCAGGAAAGCGUAUUGACCAGGAGGGAGCGAGGGGAUGGCAGUAGAGGUGGGAAGACCCGUGCGAAAGCACGUCAGGAGCCCAAGCAGAGAGAUCUGUGUAUGUGGCCUGGUGGGUGCCUUGGGAGAGGCGAGGAGAAAAGCUCUUGGGUUUCCUGGUGUCGGUAACACCCCUUCUUGCCUUGAGCACUGAAGCAAAAGAAAAGCAGAUGCAGGACUCCGCUGUGAGCUCAGAAUAUCAGUGUUCUUGCUGCCAAGGCUGGCUGGGCGACCUUGGCUCGUGUCCGUGACCACAGGCGUGCUCCUUGACGCUCACUCCCUCUCCAGGUCUAGGCCUGGGGGCGCCCUGUUCAGGGAAACAGCAUGGCAGGCUCUGUCCCUAUCCGCUGCCAGGAGAAUGGCUGCCAGCCCCACUGAGCGUGCAAGCGGGGAGUGCAGGAGGUGGGCCUUCCAGGCCAGCCUCCAGCAGGCGGCUGCUGGCCCUUCCCCAUGGCCCCUCCCUCCCAGGAGCUGAGCAGCACGCAUCGCUGCUGCGGGCAGGCAGGUCUGAGAGCGGCAGGAAGGGUUCCCUGUCCCCCAGUCCAGGAUGCUCUGGAGGAAGGGCUGCCAGCCACCAGCCAGGCAGGGUAGUGCCGGGGCGUCAGUCUUGACCCGGUUGAAAUAUCUACUUGACCUGGUUGGCAAGCCAGCUCCUCCACAUACUGCUGCAUGGCCUUCGGCAGGUUGCCAAGCCUAAGUUCCCCCCGCUGGAAACAGGGUUGUUGUGAGAUUGAGUGGGACAGCUCACGGCCGUCUCAGUCCGGGAGCACUUGUGAUCAAAUGGUGCGGAGACGUGAAGGGGAGUCCUCACCUGGGCCGGGUGGGGCGGGGCUCGCCCGGGCGGAUCUCGCUGCGCUGGAGCGAUGGAGCGACUGCUGUGUAGAUGGGUCUAGGACAAGGACUUGGGGGAGAGGGCCUGGCAUGGGCAAGAGAGACUGGGAAGGCGCCUGCCCAGAGGCCAUCGUGGAGGCAGAUGGGAGGGAGUGUGGAGAAGGACCUCAUCCUGGGGUGUUCCCGCAGCGGGGGCUGGGAGGAGGCAAAGAGCCAGAGAGAGAGCAGCGAGAGGAAGGAGGACCUGAGGAGGUUUUGUCCCGGACCCGUCGCCCCGCGCCCAUGAAGUGCUGGAUUCUUCCCAUUCUAGCCUGGGAGCAGCACGGAUAAGAGCUGGCGAGGCUGAUGGUGUCGAAGGUUAACAGACCAGCACGAAAUCGGGCCUCUGGAAGCCGGCCUGCACAUGCUAGGGCACCGGGCACCUGGCCACCUUCUUGUCUUGUCCCUGGCCGCUGGGCCAAGCAUUUUCCUGCCCGUGGCCCCAGGUUUCUCAUCUGCAGAAAAUGGGAGUGGAACCGACUUCAUAUUUUUUGUAGCUUUUUUGACCACAACCCAUGGUAAGAAAAAGUUUGCACAUACCCACUUAACUAAAGCUUUAUCCCAUGUGUUCACUCUGAUGUUUUCAGUUCUGUGGUGUAUCCUUAAAAAAAUGCUGGUCAUGGCCCCCUGACAAAUUGUAUGGCCCACUAACGAGUCACGCCCCAUGGUCUGAAAACACUCACCCAGCUCGUCUGGAAGGUCCCUUCCUCCUCGGGCAGCCCACAGCUCUGUUCCAUUUCCUCUGGCCUCACCAGCCCCAACAGCCGAGCCUUUGUGGUUUUCUUCUUUGUAUCUGCAAAUGGUGGUUUCCAGUCUCAGAUGCCUGAGACUCCUGGCGGAAGGUAGAAGGCGUGGUCCAGAGGCCCCCUUGCUGGCAUGCGCUGCUGCAGCACCCUCCCACUCCAGGUCACCCAGUGGGGUCCUGGCUCCUCCACCGGCAGGCUGGGGCAUCUGUGAGUGGGGAGGGCCCCCGUGCCUUCUCCUGCCAUCACCAUGGGAAAGGAGGGGGGGUUGGAAUGUCAUCUACGCUCCCCUCCCCACCCCACCCCGACUCUACUGUUUGGGCCAGAGGACGCCAGUCUUCUCUCUGGAAAAGUUGUUGGGAAGUGGAGCCUGGCUCCCAGUUAGAAUUCCAGACUCUUCCCCAGGCCCAGCCCUCUUUCCCUUGUUCCUCCUCCCACUGAACCCCUCCCUGGGAAGGUCCAGGAGUCACCAUCGUGGGAGCUGCUGAUGGAUGAGAAGAGCUUUGGCAACUGAUGGACAUGGGUUCAAACCCCAGCUCCAUCUCUGCCUGGCUGUGUGGCUUUGGGAAAGCUUCUUAACAUCUCUGAGCCUGUGGCCUCAACUAAAGCUUGGAGAUAAUCAUACCCGUGUGGGAGGACAAACUUAAGGGUGCGAUGAAAGGUGCAAAGUGCCUUGUGCUGGUGCCUGGAACGAGGUGGAUGCUCAGGAAAAUGCAUUCCUUUAAACCCCAUGCCCUUGUGGGUCCCUGGGAGGGAACGGCUGGAGGGAUGGUGUCUUUUGCCACCUUGAAGGAAGAAGGAAGAGAUGCCUUCCAUGGGCCAGUGACAGGCAGGGCAACAUCAAGCUGGGUGCCCCGGGAGUAACCCCCCCCACCAUGUCCAAAUAUGCGGAGACUGGGCGCGACAGGUGCCCCGAGUCCACUGGGCCGCCUGGGGCUGUCCGAGGGGAGGACAGCCAGGGUCUGGGGGAAGGGACUCUCUGGGCCCCAGAAGCGGGCCGGCAGCUGUUUACAAGGCUGAUGGUGUGUCCUGUCUCGAGGCCACGCUCAGAACAUUACAUGACAGGGCAUCUUUUUGACCCUAAUUUCUUGGAAUGUAUUAAAUUCCCCUCCUACAGGGCAGGUUUCACCCCACUGUGUUCUCGUGAGUCAUCUGUUUUGAUCCUCAUAACCACGGCGCUGGGAGGAGGAUGGGGCAGGCACGAGGCUCUACAAUCACAGGUCGUGGCAAGAGCUUUCUAGCAAACACCAGAACCAGGCCUCCAAGCAGGCAGUCUUGAGAUGCUGUUGGCUUAUUCUCGCGCUGUUACCAUUAACGAGGCGGCGUGAGAGUCAUCUUGGCAUGCCGUCUUCGGAGCCCGCAGCACUUUCUUUUUGGCGCCUCCACCAUGAUGGGAAAUAGUUGGAAGCUGGGGACAGGCACGAGGGGACCUCUGCCGUGGGGGCCCGAGGCAGCUGCUUCCUGGAACUUGGACGGCACUUCCCCUGAGGGCUCCUGGGCACCCUGGCGCUCGAUAGCUGCAGAGACCGGGGCUCUGAGAGCUAAGUGACGCGCUCAGGGCCACACAGCUCCAGGAGCAGGGGCUAGGGGACGCCUUGCGAGGCUGCUUUAUGCGCUGGGACCUGACCCUUUCCGUGCAAACCUCUAACCCCCUUGCUUGUGUGUUCCUGGCCAGCUCCCGCUGCCCUCUGCUCUGCUUCAGUAACCAGAAGACUCUCCUUCCAGGGCAGAGGCUGGCCCUUCAACCUUGGAACCAAGGUCCGUCCCUGGGGCUUGCUCUGGGGAACACGUGGGCUGGCUCGUGGUUCAGUAGAAGCAGUGGAACUUCUCAGGAUCUGAGGCUGUGAGCCCUGGCUUUAUGCUUACUGGCUGGGGGAUGUCUCUGGGCCUCUGUUUCCCUCUGCAUAUGUGAGGGGGUAGUGCCACAUGGACCCAUUCCGGAGAACCUGUCCUCCCAGAGGGCAGCGAGGCUGAGACAAAGUCCAGGACUCGGUUGUAGCCUCACUCUGCUGCUGCCUUGCUGCUGGCUGUGUGACCUUUGUCUAGUUCCCUCCCCUCUCUGGGCCUCUCUGUCCUCAUCUCAAAAAACAGUAAAGAUAUCCCUGCUUUGCUAAGGUGACAGAGGGGAAUCUGCUUUGCAAAGCUUGAGGGCCCCAGAUUGUGCAGGAUUUCAUCCUUAUGCAUGUAGUGAUUUUCAGACCGGUGGCCCCAGGGGAGGGACACUCAGGCCUGCAAGAAAGCACGCAGGAAGGACAGAGCCACAGACCCUGGGCGGCCAAAGCUGUGCCAGGAAGCAGGUCCUUGGCAGGAAAAUGCGCUCCCAUUACCCUCUGCAGCAUAGCCAGGCCCGCAGGCUGGGCAGGGUUCUUGCGAGGUUUCCCCCUGCCCCCUCUCCAGCCUGGUGUGCCCUGGGGCUCAUCCUGGGACUCAGGGUGCCUCCCCUGGUGGGCCCAGCCCUGCCGUGCCAGCCUCAGCAGCCUGCCCGCCAGCAGCUGGUGUCCCAUUGCCCUGCGUACAGUGCGGCCCAGAUUAGACACUGAGCUCAUCAGGCAGGAAUGGGGCCCCGGGGUGAGGAGCGGGGGCACUGGAGGCCGAAGCUCUGACUGGGGGUAUCACUGGGCCUCCCUGGACCCUGUCCCCUCCUCUCUCUGUGUCUCUCAGACUCCCGUCCUCUCUGUCUCUCUCCCUCCCUCCCGUGCACACACUGACACCUCCUCUUGGAGCUUGCUGGGGAUCGUCAUGGCAACCCUCCAGCAAAAUUAUCAAAACACUUUUAUGCUCACAGUCGUACAGAUGAAGUGCUAAUUCUGAGUGCGGCAGAAGCAGUUAAGAGGAUGCUGAAGUCACAGGCUUUGUGUGGAGGGCUCCCUGGGGGGUAGAGUGGGUACCAGUGGGAGGCAGGGUGGGGCCAGGAGGCAGUACCACCGGGAAAGGCCCCGUCACUCCCCUGCCACAGACACUGUUUGUUGCUGACCCCUCCCUACCCCUUAUGCCACAUUCACAUUUGCAGUCGCCACCCCCCACCUGAAUACACACACACACACACACACACCCCGUGGCUGGGCCAAAUACACCCAAAGUGCAGAUUGAUCCAAACAGCAACAUCUGGAAUAACCAUCACAUCAUUCAGUGGUUGGAGGCCUGAGGUCCACUCCAGGGAGACUUCUGGGUGAGGGUGGGGGACCGCCAGCUGACCAUGGCUGCUGGCUGGCAGUAGCUCUGUGCCUGGGCAGCAGAGCGGCCACAGGAAGGGGCCUGACUCUCUUGUCCCCCGCCCCCAGGAAGCAAGGAGGGCCUGUGAACAGAGCUGCCCCCACCUGGUUCUUCCCGCCUUGCUGUGCAGCCUCCGCGGCUCCCUACCUCUCUGCCUCCCAGGACAGAUUCCACAUCCCGGCUCCCACCUGGCCUGGGCCAGGGUACCGCAGGCUCCCUUGGAAACAAGGCCCUGCUAAUAGCUGAAGAUCUGGUGGUUGCUUUUUUUAAACUCUGGCUCUGCCCAAAAGCCAAAGUGUGGGUGGGGAUGGGGAGGAGGCAGAAGCCCCUCCCAGGCUGCUGCCAUCUUCCUGCCCCAUCUGCUCCCCAGCAGCCCCUUCACGGAGGAGAGCCUUCCCCCGCAGCCGGGCUGCUCGCCACUGGCCCAGGAGGAAGCAUCUCCCUCCUGUGAAUGGGUCCCCUCAUCCCCGCCCGCAGCCUCCCGAGGAUUCUAGAAUGUAAGAGCUGGGGGGCACCCAGGAAACUAGAGUCUAGCCUGCUUCCCUCACAGAUGGGGAAACCGAGGCUCAGCGAUGGGAAGCAGUGGGUGCAAGGCCACGGAGUGGAUGAUGGAACUGAGACUUCUGGUCCAGGCUGUUCCCAUCACAUCAGAGGGAUGGCAAUGAGGCGGUACAAGUGAUGAGCACUGAUUUCUGAGUCAGGCAGACCGGCUUUGAGUACCGGCUUCAGCACUUAGCACAUAGGUGCCCUGGUCAGCUACAAGCACCUGAGUCCUCAUCUGAGAAAUGGGGUGAUGGCAGGCUCCCCUCGAGGGGUGCCAGGAGGAUGACGGAGGUGGAGCAUGUGCUGAGAAGAGGGACCGUCCUGCAGCCCCUCUAAUGGCCACCUUCGGCCCCAGGGUGACCAGGGGAGGCAACUCUGCUGACAUUGACCCACACACUCAGCAAGGCCCAGCAAGCCCCAGAGGGCAACAGGAACCAGGCCCGAGGCCCAGGCAGGCCCCCAGUGCCCAUCCCCCCAGAUCUGCCCACCCCCACCCCUCCAGCACCCAGCAGUCCUCACUGGCUCCCUCACCCGUGCACCCUACAGAGGGGAAGACCUCGGCCCUUUGGUUUUUGGAGGAAGGUAGAUGUGAGUAGGGGUGUCUGAUGGAAGAGGCUGCUGUCCCCCAAAGCCCCCCAGGACCCCCAUUGGGCACUGGCCCUACCACCCCACAGCGUUUCAGCUGGAAUUGUACGCCUGGAGCGUUACUUAGCAUUGCCCUGUCUGCUUCCUCUUUUACACCGUGAGCCGGGCAGAGGGAUUAGCCGCCCAGACCCCGCAUGCCCUCGGAGCGGGAGCGUCCUGGCACCUUUCCUGACACGCUGGGCCCCGCACUAGGUGCUUUCCAUACGGUAAUCGUGGACUCCCAGGGGCAUUAUUUACACUGUUGAGGCGCAGAAACUGAGUCUCAGAGAGUGUGACCUGCCAAGGUCACAGGCUGAACCCGUGGCCGAGUGGGGUUAGGUCUGUGGCCUCCUAACCGGACUGUGGCCUUUGGCUGACUCCCGCGGGUCAGAGAGGGUGCAGAAUGUGGGAAAAGGCCAGCCAGGGCUAGGGCUGGCCCUGGAGGCGUCCUGAGGGGGAAGGAGCGUGGAUGGGGAGGGUCAGCAGUGGGAUGGAGUCUCUAGGCAGACAGGAGCUCAGAUCCCGUCCCUGAGAGGAGGUGUCCAUCCCUCCGCCCCCGCCUCCCCUUGAGGCCCCUGUGAGCAGGGCCCCAGGCCAGACUUCCAGGCGGAGCAGAGGGCCCGGGGCUGAUCUCAUCACUAACUUGGGACAUUGCUGUGAAGCACAGGCCUCCUUUCCUCCUGUCACCUCCCUGGGCCGGGGUCGGGGGGCCUCCGUCCAGGAAGCCAAGAGGGUGACCCCGGAUACCCCAGUCCCCGUCCGAGGAGUUUGGGGUCCGAGGAACUGUGUGUGUUGGAAAGGCAGCCCUGGUGGAGAGGGGGUGGCCAGGAGCCCUGGGAGCGGGACUCGGGGAGAGAGGGAACAGAGUGGCGGUCCCCUCCACAGGAGCCUGAGCCCCCGCUGGGCGUCAGCACUGGCCUGGCUGCUGCGGAAAGGCAGUGGCCGAGACUGACCGUCCAGCGGCAAGGCAGACAACACUCAUGGGAACAAAGAACGGAGAAGGCCGUUUAGACAGCGGUCAGUGUGCCCGGAGGGAAACAGGCUGGGGUACCGAGGGCAACCCUGAACAGGGCGGCAGGGAAGGCCGCUCUGGGGGCACAGCACUGAGCCGAGACCUCUGCUCUGGAGAGACAAGUGGCUUGCCUCAGGCCACACAGUCUGUUCAGGCAGAGCCAGGCUAGGGCUUGCCUCUGGACUCCCAUUCCAAUGGUCUCCCUCCUUCUAGAAACAUCCUUCUCUUGGAUUCUGAUGUGUUCCCCUGGUUUCUCUCUUACCCUGUUGGAUGCUGCUUCUCUGUGUCCGUGACCGGCUCGUCGUCCUCCCACUGGUGGCUGGUCCCGGCCCUCUUCUGUCUGGAAGGUGGGCUUUCUCCCACUCCCUGUCUAUCCCCUGAUAACUCCCAAACUGCCACCUGCAUCCUCACCUCCCUCAGUUCCCACGUCCUGCUUGACCUCUCCAUGUGAAUGUCUAACGGUUUUCUCCAUCAGGACAACGCUAAGUUGAUACAGCAGAGACCAGAAAUUAGAGUGGUUUAGAAAUAUUCAGUUGAUUACCUGCUCAUGUAAUCAUUCCCAGGGAAACAUUUCAGGUUGGUACAUGGCUCGGCUCCACAGGGUCAUUUAGAACCUGGACUAAUGACGUCCCUGCUCUCUUUACCGCGAAGCUUCCAGAUUCCUUCUUGUUGUCACUCUCCCAGCCAACGUGAGGGGACAACAUGGAGGUCUAGAGCAGAAAUUUCCUCUUAAGCAGGUGAGGCAGAAGUUGAACCCACCCCUCUGCUCACAUGCCCCGGACGAGAGUUCAGACAUACAGCCCCACCUAGCUGCAAGGGAAGCUGGGAAAUGGCCAGCUGCCGUCUGCAGCACAGUCCACCCUCUAGAACGGGGCGGGGAGGGGGCUUCCUUGCCCUGGGGGUCGAGGAGGCUCUCCUCCACAGGGGCACCCCUCUCACCCCACAGGCCCCUGGCUCUGCCCUUUGAGAAGUCCCUCCUUGUCCCUCAGCCUCCACAGCCACCAACAGGGUUCCUUUGGGCACUUAUUUGGGCUGGAACAAUCAUGGGCUCUCGAAGUCCAGCCUUGUGAAGUUGUUGGUAAUAACACUUCCUUCAAAGACUCAGUAGGCCUCAGGUCUGUCUGCUGCUGGUCCGUUUCAUGUGCCAGUAGCCACACCCCACAGUUCCUUUCUUGCUGGAGUUCUUGCCCAGCCCAUCUCGUUCUCUCUCACUUUAAAUGAAAGUUCCCCUGAGGGCAUCUGAAGUGACAGACUUGGAACAAGGCAACACCCCCCAUGUGAUACUUUGCCACAGGGGUGAUCCUUUGUUUGGCUGAAUGUCUGACCUGAUAGACGGGCUUUGAGAAAGGCUCUGAGCCACCAUCAGACCGUCUGAUCUGCUCUUGGGAUGAAACCCGUUGCUUUUUCCAGCCCUGGGACAGCAGUUUGCUGGACUCUCUGUUCUUCUGUCCAUCUCUUCUUGCAAACUAGACAGUCUCUUGAAUAUGUUGCUAAAAGCAGCACUGAGCAGCCAACAUAUGCAAAUGUUUUUGCCUCUUUCCAACCAUUUCUCUAGAAUUUUAGGCUCAGUAGGCAUGUGGUCUGUCUUCCAAAUUAUCACAGGUAGUGGUUUUUUGGGGUUUUUUUGAGGAAGAUCGGCCCUGAGCUAACUGCUGCCAAUUCUCCUCUUUUUGCU